This is a messenger RNA of Dujonia railenensis, 1695 nucleotides long. The record is from the annotation of a GenBank genome assembly. Lineage: Eukaryota; Fungi; Ascomycota; Pichiomycetes; Serinales; Debaryomycetaceae.
AUGGGUAGAAGAAAAAUCGAAAUUCAGCCAUUGACGGAUGAUAGAAAUCGAACUGUUACGUUUGUUAAAAGAAAGUCAGGGUUGUUCAAGAAGGCUCAUGAGCUUGCAGUUUUAUGUCAAGUCGACUUGGCAGUCAUUAUAAUUGGAAACAACAAUAGGGUGUACGAAUUCAGCUCUGUUGACACCAAGGAAUUGAUCCUGGCUUAUGAGAAAAUGCCUAGAGUGCAGGAGCUGAAGGGUCCAGAGAAUUACGGGGGUCCUUACAAGAAGAAGAAGCAUAUAACUACAAGGUUUGGUAACAAUUUAGAUGAUGAUAUCUCUAUUGAAGGGGAAGAUAUUGAUUCCGACUAUGAUAGCGAUUCGCCAGACCCCAAAAGAGUAAAGAGAAGCUAUGACCAAAUGAAAAAUGAAUCGCAGCCUGGCAGUAAAGUUGCUGGCAAGGGUGGUUACCCCCAAAGGCAAACACCAUCGCAUAUUUCAUUAAGUAACGUUCCAGGAUUCAACCCAGGUCCCUCAUUCAAAACGGAUGAAGAGCAACAGAAGAUAAUCCCAGGCGGUGUAGCAGGACACCACAGACCUGUACUAAGAGUUCAAAUUCCAAAUGAUGCAAUGGCGAACGCAGAUAGUGCCAAGACAAUCACUGCAGUUGAUUCUUCGAUAAAGCCAGCUGGAGGGGACAACAAGGAAAACAGUCUCAAUAAUAAAAAUGGGGUGGAAUCUGGCAAUGGAAAGUAUGUCAACAAUAAAAACAGUCACUUGUCGAUACCGCAGAAUGGUGGAGGAAAGUCUGGCGACAAAGGUGCUAGUCCCAUAAAUGCGCCUAGUAUAAACACAUCGAAAUUUUCCAACUUUGGAACGUUCAAGUCGCCCGAUUCUCGCAAACCAACGCUACCAUUACCAUUGCUGUUUAAUAGUAAGUCGCUGACAUCUUCUCCAUCGAGUGCCACUGCUUCACAUCAAUUGCCUUUAAAUGGAGUAUCAUAUGGGGGAAUACCACAAUCUUCACCAUCAUCUCAGUAUGCCCCUAAUUUCGCAGUUUCGAGUCAAGCCUAUCAACAGCAACAACAGUACAUGCAACAACAAUAUCAUAUACAGCAACAACAGCAGCAGCAGCAACAGCAGCAGCAGCAUCAACAACAACAACAACAACAACAACAACAACAAAAUCCUCUUGGUGCGCAACUUCAAGCACAAGUUCCUGGUACUAACUCUUCAGCUAGUUCAAACAUAAAUAACCAGAACAACAACACAGACAACACUCCGAAUACGACUGGCACGAAUCCAAAUACUCCCAAUCUAUACAAUAACAAUACCAGUAAAGUGCGUCCUCCAUUGCUAACAGGGCCUUCACAGCUAAUACAAACUAAUACUGCUGGUGGUGGUGGACAAACACCAAUUUCUGGCCUACCUUCGAGAUAUAUUGAAAUGUUCCCUUCUCCUUCAGCAUUCUAUGCUCCAGAAUGGCCCACUACUGCAGUUGGGCUAACUCCAUUGCACAACUCUAUGCCGCACUAUUUUGGGGGCUUAAUAUCUGCAAAACCAGGAGGACCUGGAAUACCUGCUGGAUGGCAGCAGGGUCUGCAAACGCAAGUACCUCAGCAGACCUCUCAGCAGCAACAGCAACUAAAGGAUAACUUUCCGGCUCCGUCACAGCAGCAGUUUACAAAUAACCCAGAGGAUGACAAGAAAAAGUAG